Molecule: messenger RNA, 1556 nt
Organism: Solea solea (common sole)
Lineage: Eukaryota; Metazoa; Chordata; Actinopteri; Pleuronectiformes; Soleidae
Gene: cygb2
Product: cytoglobin 2
Exons: 3
Coding region: 478-1083 (201 amino acids)
Biological process (GO): oxygen transport
Molecular function (GO): heme binding; oxygen binding; iron ion binding
Source: RefSeq, a predicted model, not a curated record
CAGAGAGAGGCAGCACAGGAGUGACAGAGGGGCGACACUGACAACCAUCUCCCUCACUGGGGGAGAGAGAGAGAGAGACGGAGAGAGAGAGAGAGCGAGAGAGAGAGAGAGAGAGAGACGGAGAGAGAGAGAGAGGAGGUAAAACAGUGAGAGAAGUAAGUUUUUAGGUGGAGGAAGGACAAGUGAGGGAGAGCUUGGUGGGUGGCAGUUGGGGGGAAUUGGGCUCUCCAUUUUCCCUUUUCUCUCUCUCUUUUUUUGUGACUGCCUGCCUCCACUCUUGUCUUUCUCCUCUACUCCACCUCCUCCUCCUCCUCCUCUUCCUCGUCUUCCUUCUCUGUCUGCUCCUCUUCUCAUCCCGGCUCCCCUCUCCCAGCUCCCGCCGUGGGGUCUCAGCUCUCCGUCUCCCUCCCCCCCUCCCUCACUCCCUACCUCCCGCGAGCCCUGCUGGGAGCCUCCGGGCUGCUGCGCCGCAGGAGGAUGUCUCGCCGGGAGUCUCCACCACCGCCGCCCUCUCCACCUCCACCUGCACCUCCGCAGCUGCUGGGAGUGCAGAGGGGACAGGUGGACCGUGAGGACCGUCCGGAGCGCGCGGAGCCACUGUCCGACACAGAGCGGGAGAUCAUCCAGGACACAUGGGGACAGGUCUACAAGAGCUGUGACGAUGUAGGAGUGUCUGUGCUCAUAAGGUUCUUUGUGAAUUUCCCAUCAGCCAAACAGUACUUCAGCCAGUUCCAGGAAAUGGAGGAUCCAGAGGAGAUGGAGCGAAGCACUCAACUUCGGCACCAUGCCCGCAGGGUGAUGAACGCCAUCAAUACUGUGGUGGAGAAUCUCCACGACCCUGAGAAAGUGUCGUCAGUGCUGGCUCUGGUGGGAAAGGCCCACGCUAUCAAACACAAGGUGGAACCCAUGUAUUUCAAGAUCCUGAGUGGCGUGCUGCUGGAGGUGUUGUCUGAAGACUUCCCAGAAUUCUUUACGGCAGAGGUGCAGAUGGUGUGGGCCAAACUGAUGGGGGCAGUGUACUGGCACGUGACAGGGGCGUACACGGAGGUGGGGUGGCUCCAGGUCUCCAGCUCCGCCGUGUGAAGAGUACGGAUGAAGAGAGGGUAAAGGAGUUUCCAGUGGACUUGGAAAAUGAUGUGUUUGUAAUAAUGCAAAUGCAGAUGUAGACGAGUCGGUUUGAAAGGCGUUCUGCGAGGAUGGCUAAAUUAACAUGGAUGAGACUGAUGUUGUAAUCCGUGCAACUCUGUACUUUCAUUUUGGAGAUAUUUUGGUGCUAAUCCUUGGUUGUUGUGUUUUCUUUUCUGCGUUGCACUUCCCAGACAUCACUUGGAUACCAAACAAUGUAGCCACACGUCAUUGAUGAUGUUUUAGCUUAUGUCAGUGAUGCUUUGAUGUGUGUAUAUAGAGCCAUGUAAGUGAUCAAUGCGAUACGUAAUCAUUCAGGUGUUUUACUUCCAGACCAAAAAACACACUACGCACCACUUCCUCUGUGGCAAACGAUCUUCCCCACUAAAGAACCUAGAAGAGCUUAGACAAAAUAAAAUUUGCUACAUUUA